UGGCAUGUGCAACAAAAGAUCGCAGCCUUCAACCGGGGCGUUGCCGGUCGAAAAGUGUUCUAGUUACAACAUACAACCAGUAUAAAAGCUCGCCGAGUCAAAAUUCAAGCAUCACUUAUCCAGAUCGCUCCGACAUGGCAUUCAAGUUCGUCGCCUUCGCCGCCCUCGUCGCCGUAGCCCGCGCUGGCGUCAUCAGCGCCCCGGCCACCCUCUCCUACGGAGCCCCCAUUGCCCGCUUGGGUUACGGCGCCCCACUUGCCCAUGCCGCCUACGCCGCCCCACUUGCCCAUGCCGCCUACGCCGCCCCAGUUGCCCACGCCGCCUACGCCGCCCCCGUCGCCGCCGUCGCCAAGACCGUGGUCGCCGACGAGUACGACCCUCAUCCCCAGUACCAGUUCGGUUACGACAUCCAGGACGGUUUGACCGGUGACUCCAAGAGCCAGCAAGAAGUGCGCGAUGGUGAUGUUGUCCAAGGUAGCUACUCUUUGGUUGAUCCCGAUGGUACCAGACGUACCGUGGAAUACACCGCUGAUCCCGUCAACGGAUUCAACGCUGUAGUACACAAGGAACCUCUUGUAGCCAAAGCCGUCGUAGCUGCCCCAGCUAUCGCUAAAGUAGCCGCCCCCUUGGCUUACGCCGCCCCCGUAGCCAAAGUCUUCCACUACCUUUCUGGAAAUUUACCACGCGGUAACGGGGGCGGCCAAACGGGCACCGGCUGCGUAAGUGGCGCCCUGUACAAGAGCUGGGGCAGAGCGGAGCACGGAAGUGGUGGCGAAGGCGGGGGCGGAGCGGACAAUCGAGGCGGUGGAGAAGGCAGGGGCGGCGGCGGCAUAAACGGGGCCGGCGGCAUAGGCGGGGGCGGAGCGGACAAUCGAGGCGGUGGAGAAGGCAGGGGCAGCGGCGAUGGCGGGAGCGGAACGGACAAUCGAGGCGGUGGAGAAGGCAGGGGCGGCGGCGAUGGCGGGAGCAGAGCGGACAAUCGAGGCGGUAGAGAAAGCAGGGGCAGCGGCGAUGGCUGGAGCGGCGGCAAUAGCGGGAGCAGAGCGGACGAUAGAGGCGGUGGAGAAGGCAGGGGCGGCGCUGAGAACGGGAGCGGCGGCGAUAGCGGGAGCGGAGCGGACAAUAGAGGCGGUGGAGAAGGCAGGGGCGGCAGCGAUGGCUGGGGCGGCACGCAGAACUGGAGCGGCGGCGAUGGCGGGAGCAGAGCGGACAAUCGAAGCGGUGGAGAAGGCAGGGGCGGCGGCGAUGGCUGGGCCGGCACGGAGAAGUGGAGCGGCGGCGAUGGCGGGAGCGGAGCGGACAAUCGAAGCGGUGGAGAACGCAGGUGCGGCGGCGAUGGCUGGGCCGGCACGGAGAAGUGGAGCGGCGGCGAUGGCUGGGGCGGCACGGAGAACUGGGGCAGCGGCGAUGGCUGGAGCGGCACGGAGCACUGGGGCGGCGGCCACGGCGUGGCCGGCGGCGACGACGGCGGGUUCCUUGCGUACGACGGCGUUGAAUCCGUUGAAGUCGUCGGCGGCGUAAUCCACUACUCGGCGUGUGCCGUCGGAGUCCAGAAGAGAGUAUUGUCCUUGAACGACGUCUCCGGUGCGGCUUUCAACUUGACUUUUGACGUCUCCGGUCAAAGGGUCUUGGACACCGUAGCCGAAGGUGUAGUGAGGAUUACCGGCUUGGGCAGCGGCGACCAAAGCGGCCAGAAGAAAUUUUUGAAGUUGCUAAUAUUUGUGAAGUGGAACUGCCGAUUUAACCUUAUCCGAGGCGUGGUCAUUGUGAAACUUAACCCGCGCAAUUCUGAACAUUUGCCAGAUUCAAAAUCAAGUGUCAACAUCAACGCAGCAAUGGCUUACAAGUUCGUCGUUCUUAGCGCUUUGGUCGCCUACGCCAGCGCCGGCCUCAUCAGCGCCCCGGCCACCCUCUCCCACGCCCCCAUCGCCUACGGAAGCUACGGAGGCUACGCCGGAUACGCCGCCCCCAUCGCCCGUGCCGUGGCUGCCCCCGUGGCCGUCGCCGCCCCCAUCGCCCCAGUAGCCCGUUAUGCCGCCCCAGUCGCCGUCGCUGCCCCCAUUGCCCGCGCUGUAGCUGCCCCCGUCGCCGUCGCCAAGACCGUCGUAGCUGACGAAUACGACCCCAACCCACAGUACUCUUUCGGAUACGACGUCCAAGACGGUUUGACCGGAGACUCCAAGAGCCAGGUUGAAUCCCGCUCCGGAGAUGUCGUCCAAGGCAGCUACUCCCUCGUUGACCCUGAUGGUACCAGACGUACCGUCGAAUACACCGCCGAUCCCCUCAACGGAUUCAACGCCGUAGUCCACAAGGAACCCCUCGUCGCUAAAGUCGCCGCUCCCGUCGCCGUCGCCGCCCGCGUCGCCGCCCCAGUCGCCGUAGCUGCCCGCGUCGCCGCUCCUUUGGCUUAUGCCGCCCCAGUUGCCAAAUAUGCCGCUCCCCUCGCUUACUCCGCCCCCAUCGCCAAAGCCUACCUUGGUUAGGUCUUUCUAAUGUACAUAGAUAAUUUAUUAAAACGUACAAAAAAAUGAAAAGUUACAA
Messenger RNA from Zophobas morio, 2541 nucleotides. RefSeq names its product PE-PGRS family protein PE_PGRS47-like. NCBI's taxonomy places the organism in Eukaryota, Metazoa, Arthropoda, Insecta, Coleoptera, Tenebrionidae. The transcript is spliced from 6 exons. Gene Ontology annotation, cellular component: extracellular matrix. Bases 135 to 2483 code for a protein of 782 amino acids. The record is from RefSeq and is a predicted model, not a curated record.